Williopsis jadinii is the source of this 920-nucleotide messenger RNA. It is a transcript of the gene SIC1, whose product is annotated as cyclin-dependent protein serine/threonine kinase inhibiting protein SIC1. The record is from RefSeq and is a predicted model, not a curated record. NCBI's taxonomy places the organism in Eukaryota, Fungi, Ascomycota, Saccharomycetes, Phaffomycetales, Wickerhamomycetaceae. The transcript has a single exon. Bases 109 to 870 code for a protein of 253 amino acids.
CAUCUUUUAUCUUCUCCUUAAAACAGUUGAUCUAGCACAUAUUUCCCCGUUACUAUAGCUAAAGUUGUGAUCUGUAUCCCUAGUUACGUGCCAAUUGACUCAUAGAAGAUGCCUCCAGUGACACCACCGCGGGAAGUUCAACAUGCAAGAGCCCCACUGCUUACACCACACACACCACCACCAGGGUUUAUGACCGAUCUGUCACCACCGGUACGGAGUCAGAGUAACCAGAAGGACGGUAGAUCACAGAGGAUAACGUCGUCGGCCAAAUCACCGUUGCGUCAGCUGUAUACGCCGGCAAAGACUCCAAGACACCGCAAGAAACAUGCACUCGGGGACGGAUUCCAAUUGCAAAAUCAGCAGUGCCAUAUCUCAACGAGGGCGCUGUUCCCACCGACACCGAGUUCUAUAGGCAGUGGGCGUAUAAAGGAUCUGAAGCUGGGUCAUCUGGCCAGUCCCGAGUACAAGUUCAAGAAGAGACUGAACUUUGAAGAGCCAACCUCCAAACUGGACGAAUUGGACGAUGUGGAUGACGUGGGUGGCUUUAUCAUUCCAAAGACACCAAGUGCUAAGGUCAUCACUGAUGAGCUGAAGAGAUCAUGGUGUGAAGAAAUUCCAAACGGUGCGGGAGAUGAUGACGGUGAGGUAUUCAUCAAAAGAGCUGAGUUACAUAACCCUUUUAUAUCGUCCUCAUCAUCAUCCAAGGAGUUUCAGAUCAAGAGACCUUUGAAACCUUUGGACAAGAUCGUCUACGUAAAUAAGAAGGGUGAAAAGAUCAUCAAGGACGCUGGUAAGUUCGAAGAUGAUGACGAAGAUGACGAUGGCGACUACACAGUAUUCAAACAGUUGAAGAAUAAGAAUGUUGUAUAAAUAUUCAGUAUAAUAUAUAUAUAUAUGUAUGAACAUGUUAUUGACCUCCU